AUGGCUUUGGAUUUUGAAACAGGAGCGGCCAAUGUGGCCGGCUGGAGGGAGAUUGCUAAGGAUCUAACAGCCGGUGCGGCCGGCGGAAUUGCUCAAGUUUUAAUAGGCCAACCAUUUGAUCUGGUCAAAGUCCGGUUGCAAACCCAAGGCGGAGGAAAUGCCUUUUCGACCGCUCGAAACGUCUGGGUAAAAGAAGGACCUCUAGCAUUUUACAAGGGUUCCCUUCUGCCAUUGCUCGGCAUUGGUGCAUGUGUUAGCAUCCAAUUUGGCGCCUUCCAUGGAUUUCGACAAGCCAUUGAAUCCUACAACAAAGAUGCAUAUCCAGGGGUUGAUCCUACUCUAUCUUUGACCCAGUUCUACCUCGCCGGUGGAGCAGCCGGAGUGGUAAACAGUGUGGUCUCGGGUCCUGUCGAACAUAUUCGUAUUCGCUUGCAAACCCAGCCUCAUGGAGCAGCGAGAAUCUACAAUGGGCCCUGGGAUUGUACCCGGAAGAUCAUCCAAAGUGCCGGUAUCUCUGGAGUGUAUCGCGGCCAAGCGGUCACUCUUCUCAGAGAAUUCCACGGCUAUGGUGUCUGGUUUGCCGCGUAUGAGGGCCUCGUAGGAAUGGCAAUGCAUCACCAGCAGAAGAGACGAGAAGAGCUUCCCAGCUGGCAGAUUGCGCUGUGCGGAGGUCUUGCAGGCGAGACGCUCUGGCUGCUGAGCCAUCCGCUAGAUGUGAUCAAGAGCAAGAUGCAGAGCGAUGGCUUCGGCUCCGACAAGAAAUACUCUACCAUGAGACACGCUUUCCGUCAAACUUGGGCAACUGGUGGCGUAAAGGGACUGUUUCACGGCCUCGGACCUGCUCUACUUCGUGCCAUGCCAGUGAGUGCUGGUACAUUUGCUACGGUCGAGGUUGUUCGAAAGUUCCUGGGAUGAGAUCGGGGAGAAGGGCAAGCUAUGCAAUAACCGAGCGCAAUAUCCACCUCCGCAGCGAUGCCCCAACCCUUGACAGGCUAAAACUGACGGGAAUUGACGACGGUUUAAAAUCGGAAGCGGAUAGUCGUUCCAGGUUCGAUUGAUAAGACGCGGCGGGGUACUGGUCCAUUCUGAAGAACUGAGUCCAUCAUCAGUAAAGUUGUUUCGCAUGGCUUUUGGAAUGGCUGGAUAUGUCUCGGUAUAAUAGAUAGAGAUACG
This is a messenger RNA of Xylona heveae TC161, 1173 nucleotides long. RefSeq names its product mitochondrial carrier protein. The record is from RefSeq and is a predicted model, not a curated record. The transcript has 6 exons. The coding region runs from base 1 to 915 and encodes 304 amino acids. Gene Ontology annotation, biological process: mitochondrial L-ornithine transmembrane transport. Lineage: Eukaryota; Fungi; Ascomycota; Xylonomycetes; Xylonales; Xylonaceae. Gene Ontology annotation, molecular function: L-ornithine transmembrane transporter activity.